CAUUGUUCUAACAAGGAUAACCUCGCGGAAGAGUGAUGAAUCAAAUAAUUGAAGUCCAAAUGCAAAGUGGCGAGAAAGUUGACUUGGGGCAGGAAAUAAUUAGGAAACCAAACCCUUCACUGAACGUAAACCAAUCGUGAAUCACAAUCCGCCCCCGUUCAUUCGCCCAACAGAGAAAUUUUUGCUUAGAUCUCGGCCUAACUGUUAUUAGUCAAAGGGUACCGCCAGCAGCUGUUUGCCUCAUAGAGUAUUCAUGAUUGAUUGUUUACAUUGUUUGGUCAAUUAGUAUUGGACGAAUACGGGAAGGGCCCAUCAGUUACACCCUCGAGCACAUCGUGGAACUGUCAAGCUUUAGUCAGGUUAGGAGGCUGGUGAUGUGCCUACGAAUGACCUCGGACAUGACAUAACUAAAUCGGCUAUCGCUUUGCAGAUUAUAAGAUCCUCACGCAACGGAACACUUGAACGGUAUUUAAACAACAAUCGGCUCGCUAACGAACCAGCUCUUCUGCAAAUGGCUUCUAUUCGCGCACUUCAUGUGGUUUGUUUGUUCACUUUCCUAUUGAGUGCAUGGCGGAUAAACUGUCAGACGACUUGUUCAGAACACCUUGGAGCGAGAAAGCUGCCGAAUAUUCAAACUCCCCCACAAGGUAAGCUGUCAGUAAGAUUUUCUCUCUAUAUAUUAAAGAGUAGAGAAAUAUCCUUUUUUAUUGAUGAAACGGCAAGAUUCGUUUUCUCAACAGGGAAGGAGCCACAAGUUUGUGUCAGCAAUAUGACUUGCUGCACUGACCAAACAGAAGAUGCUCUUCGCGUUAAAGCCGCUAAAAAGAUGAAAACUCUCAUUGACACCAAAUAUACCGCUGCAAAAAGCUCGUUGUUGUCUCUUUUAGACGAACUCAAAGGUAAGUGUCUAUCGACGGUGCGUUAAAUAUUUUGUAAGCCGAUGAAAAGCACUUUCUUAUUUGCUUUAUAUAAACAAAUUCUGGACUCGACGAAAUAAAGAUCACAGUUCCGAAAGGAUUUUGCGGUUCAGAAAUUUUUAAUUGUGUCAGAUAGUUUAGUUCAGGUAGUUGUAUAAUUCCUAGACAAAAACACUCGUGUUCUCUUGGGGAAUUUUGAACAAUGGACAUCAAUAGAGCCCGAGUUAUUUCCUUCAGACGCCGUUAUUAAUUACAAUCUUUUCAUGUCAUACUCGACUGGCGCAAACAACAUACAGCAAUUGCUUAUUGUACACCGUGUUAAUUCACUUAAACGAUUGAGGCUGAGGCGCGUCUUUAAUAUGUCUCUUAUAUCGAUAUCCCUGCGCUUUGAAACAAUUGUUGAUUUCUUCUUCGCUCUCUAUGAAUCAAUACGGCCGUGUGAAUAAUGUAAUAUAACUGGGGUUAUCGAUAUUCGCUCAGCAACCGCAAAUUAUCAUUGAGGGUAGGUUUUCGAUAUUUCCAAGGAGAUUGACUGUUUCCGGUCUUGCAGCACAGAUUUACUUGAUGCACUUAAAGCUCAUUUGAAACAGAAUGGGUUUGCAUACGUUUGGGAAAUCGGUACUCUUUCAUUUAAAUAAUUUAUCCCGUUUACAAUUUCUCAUUCAUUAAAUUUGUCUAUGGAAUCUUAUCACCGUUGCUACGCAAACGUUUAAGUCUGUGAGGUAAAAACUGAUUAAAGUCUGUGUUUACCAUAUGUCAAUUAACUUUUUUAAAAUAGUAGAUCGUCGGUCGUAAGUUUAAGGCGAAAUCAUGAUGGAAGUGUUAUUUCUCGAAGGGGUUGGGAUAUUGAUCUCGUGUGUUAUGCCUUCGGGGUGCACAAGUUGAGCCUCGUGAAAUUGACGUUUCAGAAUAUUGAUUACCCAUUGUAAAAGUCUUGAACUUUCGUUUCAACUGUGCUCAGCGGGAAAUGGUCUUUUGUACUUUUCAAAACGAAAAUGCAUAUUGCUAGUUUUCUGUGACCAAAAUAAAGGUCUCCUCGGUGAUUUUUAUUCCAAAAGCCCUAAAGCUCAGUGAAGGAUGAAGCUUUUUUAGGUAAAUAAUAAAACUAAAGCGUCUUAUAUUUCUUUGACUGAACUGUUUAGAAGUACCCGCUAUAUUGCUUAAAAAAAAACAAAAUAAUUAUAUUCUAUCAUUCAAUCGUGACACUAAGUACGUCACUGGCAAAUCAGUGAUAGUGCAUUACUGUAAAUACUUAAAGGGUACAGUCAAAAUUCCCUUAGUACAUAUAAAAACCUAAGGCACUUUUCAAACAUCGUGCUACUGCCGUGCCGAUCUCAAUUGAUUGAAUUAAAUUCGACUUUAGCAUGGCAGUAGUGUGACGUUUGAAACCAAGUUGCGCUACUGCCGUGUAGCACGGCAAGCCUUGCCGUGCUACACGGUAGUAGCCCGACUUGGUUUCAAACGUCGUGCUAACGCUGUGCCAAACUCAAUUCAUAAAUUAUAAAUACAAAAGAAUAUUUAAAAGUCUGCUAAACCAUGCUUUAUUUUUGUGUUUUGUUGUCGGCAACAGCCAUUCUAUUCGACUGAAUUAAAUUCAACGUCUGAAACCAAGUCGGGCUAGUGUCGUGCUGCAGUCAAGCUACAGUCGAGCCAGCUUAGCACGGCAGUAGCACGAUGUUUGAGACAGGCCUAAGAAUAUAAAAAGCCCCAAGCAGUAUAAUCACAUUUACUAAAUCUGGUACGCCCUGUUACUGUGAAAUGUGACUAAAGGCAAAAGUUGACAAAAAGCCAAAAUUUCAUUUUGUAAAAUAUUGAAAAACAAAUACCAGUAGCACCGUGUGAAAGUUUUAUUUGAAUGGUCACACCAUAGGAUCUUGUCUGCAGACUUAAAAGUUAGAACCACCUCCCAAAACUGAGUCAUUUACUUUGGCAGUGAAAGGGUUUAAGAUGGAGGAAGCCAAACUGUUUGUCAUCUCUGAGUGUUUGAUUUAAUAUUGUCUGCCCACAUUCUGUUUAGUCAGAGAACUAAUACAAUUUUACUAUUACUUGGUUGGAUAGAUAGGCAGACAGAUAAAUAGAUAAUUAUUGCUACUUUAACAUGCUUUUUUUCUUUAUUAUUGAGGAUUUUGUUAUUUGUAUUGCAGCAUAUUUUCAGCGUGUUGUUCGUGAGGCUCAUCGCCAAACUGCUAUUUUCCUUCUCAACACUCAGAAGAAUCUUACCAUGGCUGAAGUCACAGUAAUAUCAACUUUCUUUAAAGAUCUUGAAAACUACGUGGUUGAUGACCAAAUGGAUUUACAAGACAUUGUUAAUACGUUCUUUCGGGACUCCUUUCCUUUAGUUCUUGACUAUGUUAACCCACCAGGCAAAACUGUAGCAGAUACAUACAGACAAUGUUUAAAGACCAACAUGGAGACAAUACAACCAUUUGGAAAACGUCCAGCUCAUCUGGUGGGCAUCUAUGAGCAAAUCUUUCAGCCUGUGCGUGAGCUAUUGAGUAGCUUAAAGUUUGCAAUAGAACUGAUGAACAAGGCACAACAGUUUAAUUUUACCAGUGGAUGCAAGAAAACACUUUUGCAGAUGGAGUUUUGUUCGUUGUGCCAAGGUUUUGACAAAGUUAUGCCAUGUUACAGUUAUUGUAAAGAAGCACUAAGGAGGUGCUUGUCGUCUGAAAUUCUAUUACAGACAAAGUGGGGCAAGUUCAUUGAAAAUGUUUAUUUGCUUUCUGAAAGUAUAGCAAAGUCCAAUCUGGAGAACUUGUCAAAUAGAAUCUACAAGGAUUUGUGGGAUGCAGCAAUGUUUGUGUUGAUCCAGAAGCAUAGUGUCAUGAAACAGGUAAUGUUGCCACUUUAGAAAUGAAAGUGGGCCAAGUUAACUUUCACAAAGACAUCUGGGACUGUCACUGGGGACAGGGGAAAGAAUUGACCAAUAGCUGACCGGCGUGUCCCAGUAAUGAUUGCAGAACACUUUGCAAAAGCUAGUUUGACCCAGUCUCCUCAUUUUUGAAGUGGCAAAUAGAAUCAAUAUCAUGCCAGUCUUUUAUUUUACAAGACUACCCCCAGUAUGUGCUAAGUUUUCUGUUUCUUGAAACAACAGUGAGAUUUGCUACUCGACUACCCUCCCAUCCUUGCUCAAAUGUUAGAUAUUAACAUGUGUACUACCCUGAUCUCUUAUUUUCUCUUUGUGUUUUGGUCAUGAACCAUUUAUUUACUCGUUGUUUAUGUAUUCAAAAUUAAUGUACCUUCAAGGGAUUGUGUUUGUUUCUUGUUUUACAUGGGAUAGACAUCAUUAAUAAGUUUAACUUUUGUUUCAUAUACACAGGUGUUAGACAAGUGUGGCACUCCACAAUACAUCAACGCUCCAUAUUCUAAAACUUCUCUCUAUACAAAGUCCGUUGCACCAGCUCCUCAUGUAAAGAUACGUCUGUUCUCCAAGAUGGAUUCAGCUAAAUUGAAAGUGUUGGCGCACAAGUCUUUUUAUGAAGGCCUACCUGAGGAGCUGUGUGUAGUUGAGGAGCUUUCUGCCAGGCGAGAAGAUUCUGAAGACUGUUGGAAUGGCAAAUCUAUUGGAAGGUGAAUACUAGUAGUAGUUGUAGUUGUUGUUAGGUCUUAAAGGGUGAACUGGCCAUCCUCAUACAGGGGUUUCAUCAAGAAUUGCAGUAGCAGGAGAAUUAUAUUGUAAAGUAACAGGAGAAUAUUUUGAAAGAGCAAAGAACUUUCCCAGAAAAAGCUUGAAAACAAGCCUGGAAAUUUUGCAUUUUAAACCCUGCUGAGUCUGAUAGCAAGUUCUAUUUCUUGUAGCUGCCAAACAAAAAACACUGCAUACCUCUACACGUUUUAGAAGUCAUCGUUAAAAUAGAAAAAUCUCAAAAUUUGCAUUUGUUUCAUAGUAAUUUGAUACUCUGUCAUUUAUACACGGUGAACUUUGCCAAAUUUAUUUCCAUAGCAGUUCACAAAGAAUUCGUUCUUUUUAUUCAUAAAGGUAGUUGAUUCUUAUCACUUAAACUUUUCUUGUCGUAACUUUGCCACUAUGAUUUGUUUAUCUUGUACUUUAUUUUCUGUCAUGUUUUGUUUCAUUAGUAUUUAUUUGUUUAAUAAUUUUUUGUGUGCAAAUAAAAAAGUGUUGAGCUCAACUCUCCACGCUCCAACAAAGCAUCUAGUAUUUUACACAUCCCCUGUUUUGUUGGGCUUAAAACUGCUAGCAUUUAAAUAGGGUCUUUUAUGUAUUUGUAAUUUAUUUAGGAAUGCAAAGCAAGUGGCUAAGCGCUAAAAUUAUGCAUUUCUGGGAAUAAUUUCUUUUUACAUAACAUAUCCAUGUCUGAUUUGUCUGAACAAAAAAUACCGUAAAAUUCCAAAAAUAAGCCCCUCCAUGUAUAAGCCCCUCCAAAUAUAAGUCCCCCAAACCGGUAACGUAAAAGACCCUCUGUUAAAUCGUUCCUUCAAAUAUAAGCCCCCUGGUGGCUUCAAAUUGGAAAAUUGCCCUCAAAUACAAGGUAUAACAAAGCAAAAACGGUAAAUUUACUUCCAACUCUAAGGCUAGCCCAAUUGAUUUUGAGGCACAAAUUUCCCUCCAUAGCAAAGCCCCUCAAAAAGGGCCUUUGAAAAAUAUAAGCCCCGGGGCUUAUUUUUGGAAUUUUACAGUAGCCGUACUUCAUUGAAAUUUAGCCGGAGAAUUUUGAGUAGUAGAUGGAGAAUUCUCCGGUCUCCGAUGCUUAAUGAAACCCCUGUCAUAGCAAGGGAAAAUAGAGGUAACCCAAAAAAAUAUUAUUAGAAUGGUAUGGUCUUCAUUCCCAAUAUUAACUGUUGUCCCCAUAGCAAAGCUCCCACAUGCACAGCAGAGCACCAUGGGCAGUAAAAUCUGGUUAUCUAUCCACCCAUGAAAUUUUGGUUGUGAUAAAAAUGUCCUUAAAUCCACCGCAAGACAUAAAUCAGAUGGGAACACUAAGUGUUAAAUUUGAAAGACACAAGUUAUUGGAAUGAGUUUUUGACAACCAGAGAUUUUUUGAUUGUUGAUUUUUUAAUGUAAUAUUUUCUUCGUCAGAUUAUUUUAAGUUAGAAACCAUUUAUUAAUGUUAAGAAUUUUAUUCUGUUUGAUAGAUAUACAGGUUUAGAAUCAAGUGAUGUAGAGAUGAGCACUCAGGAAGGUAACCAUUUGAAACUUUUGAUGGACAAUUUACAUGAGAAGAAUAGGGAAAUCAGGAAGUUGAUUACAGACAAUGAAGUAAAUGAAGCAGAUGAAAGCGGCAGUAGCAGUGGAAGUGGUGGCCAAGGUAACUACCUUUACUCUGUGUAUGCAAAACUGUAAAUGUCAUCUUUCAAUGCCAUUAUUUUGCCAACAUCAAACUUCCAAAUUCUAUAUUCUUCAUAAUUCUUAAAAAACAAAAAGUACUAUCCCUAAGCACUGUGGAAGAUGUUUCAUUUUUCCCUGAUUGAAUCGUCUAUAAUCAUGAUUUAUAAGUUGUAAUAAAUAACUUUCUUUCUACCUCCGCGUAGAAAAUGGAAGUGCUGAUUGUGUUGAGGAUGACGAAGAUUGUGGUAGUGGAGGGGGAUGGAGUGGAAAUAAAAUCAAUGAAAUCACUGGAGAAGAUUCAAGUGAGUAAUUCGUAGAUUCUGCUAGCAGAUAAUCCAUCAGUUGACAUUAAAGUCUUUAUUACUAUAAUGUCUUUCAGCAAAAGACUCAGAUGUCUACAUAGUCAAUGGCACCAAAGAACCAAGCAAUGAGAUUGACGAUACACAGGGUGGUGGUGUUCCCAAUGCUUCACAACCUGGGAAUGUACUAGCUCAAGGGAACGUGUCUUCACACUUAGCCAGCUGCCUGUUUAAUAUACUAGCUCUGUUUUUAUUUUUGUUGCUCAUCAGAAAUUGGUAGUCAUAAUUGGGAAAAAAAUUGUGGUUUUUCGUCAACAAUGUUAGGAGGUGUAAGCCUUUUAUUAUAAUGAUCUUAUUAUUACGGGAUAACACUGCAGACAAACAUCAUCCUGAGAAUUAACAACGUAGGAAAGUCAAGGAAGGUAUCAGCGUGCAAAGACAGUAGUGUGGGAUAGCCCAGGGUAAGUGGAUUUUGCUAUUGGGCUAGUGAAUUCUGUUUUUAACUUGCCCCACAGGCAAGUGAUGUUUUAUGAGGAGUUUGAAUAACAGAAGAACAAUAAGUUUUUGGGGCUAGUUGAAAUGACGUCUGGGCUAGUAAACGCUAGCUUUAGCUUGCCCGAAUGGCAAGCUGUAAAAAUGAUUUUCUUUGCACCCUGGGUAUGAAUGCAAUAGCUUGCAAACUCUUUUACUUCUAAAAUAUAUAUAUAUGUGUCCACAGACUUGUUUUUCAGCAGUAACAAGGGUUGAUACUUUUUAUUAAAUUCUAAACCUGUUAUAAUGUAUCUCUAGCUUUAUCACUGGAUCUAGGUAAUGAUUUUAGGUCAUAGUUUCACCUUUUUGGAAAAUGAGGUGCAACAACAGUCAACUCAGACUGAUACCCUGAAGCCUGCUUAAUUACUGAGGGUUUUUUGUAAUUAAAUGAAAGUAGGUGAAAACAAAGAAUGAGACGAAUUUAAUAUUGCAGUUUGCCUUUGUUUGAUACCAGAUUGAUUAUAGCCAACUCAUAACCAUUGCGGGCCUGAGGGAAAAUAUUAUUGUUAAAUACUUACAGGACUUGUGGAUGUGACAUGUGUUAAUAAGUUUUCUACUCUCAGUCAUUAGCUGGGUGGUUACUUUUUUAGGGUGAUAAUGAAAGGAUAGUUGCAUUUUUCUUGGCUCAGAAGUUAAUGCUUGACAAAUAUUUAAUUUUGUAUGAUGGUCACACAUGAAGACAUAUCGUUUUGUGAAGCAACAGGCAAUAACACUUCAUGUAAUUUAGAGCUUUUGGUUUUAAACUCUAAAACAAGAAGUUGGUUCACUUCUAAAUUAAACUUUUAGAUCUCUUGCUAGCGACAUUUAAAGCAAAGGCUUUUGGUUACAUAUUUUGAAAUCAAAAGGCUGCUAAACUUGACCUUCAUGCUUGGACCCCAUACAGAUGAUUCUUGUAAUUUUAUUGCCAAUAUAUCUAAAUUAGUCUACUUGUUGACCUGUUUUUUUAAAGGGAAUUACAAAUACAGGGCUCAAAAAAGUCCUGUCUGGAUGUUGUUCUUGCGUGGCAAGUCACUUUUUAAGUUGCUCAUUUGCCCAGUAGUCAAAGGGUCUAACAAUCAAGAAAAAUGUCAGAGCUGAGUUGCUUGUCCGAAAGUCACACUAGAAUUUAAGGUUUUUUUAGCCCUGCCAAUGGCCAGUAUUUAUAGUUUUGUCUCUUUUCUAAGUAGACCAGACAUAUUUAAGAAACACACUUCUUCAGCCUUAACAAAAAAAUUUGCUAUUGUCGUCAAUUAUGAAAUGUUAUAUUUUGGAUACAAAUUAUGGGCUAAUAACUUAUAUUCAUUGAUUAAAUAUUAAAGCAAAUGAAGGCUGAAGUGAGCAUUUCAAUAGAUAUUAUUUUCAUUUGUGAAGCUGUUGGUAGUUGUCACAUCUUCUAGUUUAAUAUCCAUAGUUGUAUCAUGGUAGGUUAUUUGACUGAAAAGUUAUUGUUUAUGUGUGUGUAGAAAGUUUUGCAUGUAAAUAGAGGAUAGUACAUGGCUGUGCUGGAGAUACAAAAUUUGUCUUCGAGUGUUAAAAAAUAUUUCACGAGAGAGUGCAGCGAACAAGUGAAACAUUUUUUCACCACAAGAAGAGAAAUCCGGCCAUGUAAUGUUCUAUUUAUUAUAUAAACACCAAUGAAAUACCAAACCAUUUCACUUAAAUAGUUUUUUGGUGUGAAAGGUGCAAUUUAUUAUGUAGCCAUAGCAACGGCGAUAUUUUCACACGUGAAGAUAAGAUGUUAUUUUCACAUGUGAAGAUAUCAAGUUUUCGCGUGAAAGCUUACCUGGUAGUUUAUUGGUUUUCAUAUAAUAACAAGUAUUAUUACCAUUUGUUCAUAAUGUACAGAUUAUCAAAGGCUCUCUUUUUGCUAUUUCAAAGCAUUGACUUAUAAGACCAUUUUCAGCACAUUAUCUUAAUCAUGUAUAGCACAGCACAUCAGAUUCUUCCAGAUGUAGGGUACAUGUCUUUAGAAUGUUUACUAUGAAUUUUAUGUGUCCCAGCUUCACAUUGCUUUAGAAUUCAUGACAUGAUUGGAAAAUAGGGUGAAAAGAGAGAUUGAAAAUUCAGGCUACAACACAAUAAUUGUUAUCUACUUUAGCCACUACCAGGAACAUGCCUUUAAUGCUUCAAAAACACAAAACUAGCAAUGUUUGAGUUUCUUCUUGUAGAAAUUUGAUGCAGUAAAUUUUCUUUUGUAGCAGUAACUGUAAAUACUGUUAAUGUAUACUAAAGCAGUAAACAUUUUACACACUGUGAAUCCUCUUUCAAGUCCUUCUCUCAAAAAACUUCCCUCAGAAAUGAAACAUACCAGUACAAGUUUCCCUGCCAUUUUUACUUUCAGACCAAUAAACAAAAGGCAGUUUACUAAUUCUUCAUGUAUUAAUUUUAUGGUGAAAUUUUUUAAACAUCACUCCGAUGCCUCUGACAGUCACUUUAGUCUGAGUGUUCCUCCUGUCUUACUAGUAACCCAAGUGUGCUUGAAGAAAGUAAAACCUCCCCCUCAAAGGGUGAGGCUUACAGGAGGAUUUAUGAUAAUUAUGGUAGUUUCAUUAUUUGCUUGUCAAGGCUUAUUAGAGUAAGUAUGGUUUAUCGGUGUAUGUAUUAAAAUCCAAAAGAAAUUAGCGGCAUGAUUUUAAACAUUGUAAAU
Molecule: messenger RNA, 9660 nt
Organism: Porites lobata
Lineage: Eukaryota; Metazoa; Cnidaria; Anthozoa; Scleractinia; Poritidae
Source: the annotation of a GenBank genome assembly